AUUGUGGGAGGAGAGCCCGGGACCCCCUGGAGAAGCCCUUUAGGGCCAGUACGCCAGGAACCGUGCCCCUGCCUGGCUAGAGGGACAGUCGCUUGUGGCAUUUGCCCAGCUGCUCCCUAAGGGGAGAGAAGCUAUGGGGCCUACAGGCUUAGCCUCUGACCCGGUUGACGCCCAGCCCAGGACUGCCCCAGCGCCAACAGACAGGGGGCAGCAAAUUUUUAACCAGACACACUGAUCAUUAACAGGGUAGGAAGAAGUCCAAACUCAGCCUCACUCAGGGACAGAGACCAGCUGGGCCUCGGGCCUUUUGCAGAGAUGCUGGGCCGUGGAGUCUGGUCCUCUGUGAGGCAGAGGCUGAGCAGGGGUUUGUCCAGGAAUGUGGGGGGCUGGGCCUCAGGGGAGGGGAGGAAGGUGGACAUUGCAGGCAUCUACCCCCCUGUGACCACCCCCUUCACUGCCACGGCAGAGGUGGACUAUGGGAAACUGGAGGAGAAUCUGCACAAAUUGGGUACCUUUCCGUUCCGAGGCUUCGUGGUCCAGGGCUCCAAUGGCGAGUUCCCCUUCCUGACCAGCAGCGAGCGGCUGGAGGUGGUGAGCCGAGCCCGCCAGGCCAUGUCCAAGGACAAACUCCUGCUAGCCGGCUCUGGCUGCGAGUCCACUCAAGCCACCGUGGAGAUGACUGUGAGCAUGGCCCAGGUUGGGGCAGACGCUGCCAUCGUGGUGACCCCUUGCUACUAUCGUGGCCGCAUGAGCAGUGCAGCCCUCAUUCACCACUACACCAAGUGUCCCAGCCAACACGGGACUGGACCUGCCCAUGGAUGCAGUGGUCACGCUCUCCCAGCACCCAAACAUCGUGGGCAUCAAGGACAGUGGUGGCGACGAGCUGUGGGGGGCGUGUGUGCCCUGGCCAAUGUCCUGGGGGCUCAGGUGUGCCAGCUGGAGCGACUCUGCCUCACGGGGCAAUGGGAAGAUGCCCAGAAACUGCAGCACCGCCUCAUUGAGCCAAACAUUGCGGUGACCCGGCGCUUUGGGAUCCCCGGACUGAAGAAGACCAUGGACUGGUUUGGAUACUACGGAGGCCCCUGCCGUGCCCCCUUGCAGGAGCUGAGCCCCAAGGAUGAGGAAGCGCUGCGUAUGGAUUUCACCAGUAAUGGCUGGCUCUGAGGGCAAGGAGAGGACGUGCCUGGCCCGAGCCCAUCUUAGCUUCCUGCCUUGUACCUACAGCUGAAGAGGCCCAUGGGGGUACGAGGUUUCAAAGCCUGUUUCCCUACUUCAGCCCUCCAGGUGGCCUCUCCCAGGCUCUGCCAUGCACACCUAUUUCCUAUUCUCACAGCCCCAUGACUGCUGACAUUUGUGUCCUAAACUCUGGCCCUCUAGAGACCUUCAGUAUGGGUUACUUGUCCAUCUACUGUGCCUUCCUGUGCCCUGGGGACACGUGACCAGGAGCCAGAGGGCAAGAACGGGGGGCAACUGGGCACAAGUAAGGUCAUGUAUUUUACUGAUGGGAUGGCCGCUUAGACUUGGGGGUACACAUUUGAGCCCAGCAUAGUAUUGCAGGGAGCUAGGGCUAUUCCUAAGAAUCUGAUUCCUUCCAGGGAAAGUGGUGAGUUCGGAAACCUAAUCAGAAAAACGUCAUUGGCCUUUGAAAGGCCCUCAAGCUGCAUUCCAGACACAGUGCCCUUUCCUAAAUCCAUUUUGAUCAUCUCAUAUUCUCAUCUCUAGCCUUGAUCUCAACCGUAGAGAGCACAGAGCCAGCCCAGGGACUCGCCAGAGUUGGUAAAUAAUGACACCUGGUGGAUAAAUGUUACAUUCUGGGAGACUUCUAGCCAACCUAGGUCUGAAACACUAGGGAAGGAGACUUGGUCUGCCACCUGGCCAUCCCCUUGCCUUAGGCACUGUGCUUUCAUUGUUAAAAAUAAUACUUUGUUCUUGCAAUAAAGUUGAAUAAGUGAAAACAGCGUGGCCACGUAUAAAGUGACACCUUGCCACCAUGUAGGUCUUAGGUUUCCUGCCGAGAUGUCAAGAACCUUCCUAGAGGCAACUUAACUUUCAAAGUCUGCUUUUUCCCAGCUCUGAGUGAGGCCAUAACAGCCCACAGCAAACUAGGUGUUAGAUCAGUGGGGGCCUACGGGACGGGCUUGUUGAAGUUCUGAGUGGGAGGUAGAAGGCAAAAAGUUUCAACUAAGAUAUUUAGAAACACUUUAGCACAUUCACCAAAAAGGCUGCUUUCUCCAAAGGUGUUUAACCUUAUUCAGUGGCAGUAAACCAGAGAUGAAUGUUUUAAAAAUUACUCUGACUAAAAAGAAAGGUAAACAGAUCCUUGUUUGGGACAAAGGCUAGAGGAGAGAAUUUUAAAAGGUAUCAAUCUUCACCUGAAAUUUGCCAUCUGGAUGGUACCGAAGCUGGGGCUUAGCACCUGGGCUCUUCUCACAGGCAAUAUCCAGAAGAUCUGGGCUCAGAGGAGAAUCCAGCUUAGGGAUGGGGCAAAAAUUGAGGGCUCAGGAGGCUGGCCAGUGUACUGGUAAAGCACUCAGUCUCUGGUCUUAAAUUAAACAGGCCUGGAUUUGAGUUCAGACCUGCCCCUUAGGGUCGAUGGGACCUUGGGCAGCUACUUAAGUGCCCAAUCCGAUCUGUAAUCUGGGGAUAAUAACCACUCCUUUCUCUCACGGAUCAUGCGUGUAAAGGGGUUAGCGCGGCAGGUGAAUGCUGCACAUUAGCUUGGUUGGGGAGGUAUCGGGGCAGGAAAAGGGAAACCCAGGCAGGAAUUGACUUGCCCAAGGUAACCCCGCAGGUGUGACAAUAACUGGUCUCAGGAUGUGGGUGCUCUUGACACUCAGGACAAGAGAAGUACAGUGGAAAGUGAUUUAGAAUCAGAAAAACCGGGAUACAAAUCCCACCUAGCUCUGCCACUUCCUAGUUUGGGCAACCUGUGCCUGUCUGAUUUAAAAAAAAAAAGGCUCCUACCUUGCAGAGGUUUCGAGAAUUACGUACUAGGUAAUAAAGUGUGCAGUGUCAGUUCCAAGCCCCCAUCUGUGAUGAACUUUUAGAAACAGCAAAUGGGUUGAUUCAUGAGGACGCAGAGCAAGAGUCAAGAAACUAAGUACAGGCAG
Messenger RNA from Ailuropoda melanoleuca (giant panda), 3110 nucleotides. It is a transcript of the gene HOGA1, whose product is annotated as 4-hydroxy-2-oxoglutarate aldolase 1. The record is from RefSeq and is a predicted model, not a curated record. Lineage: Eukaryota; Metazoa; Chordata; Mammalia; Carnivora; Ursidae. Gene Ontology annotation, molecular function: (R,S)-4-hydroxy-2-oxoglutarate aldolase activity; 4-hydroxy-tetrahydrodipicolinate synthase activity. Gene Ontology annotation, cellular component: mitochondrion. The transcript has 6 exons. Bases 316 to 1164 code for a protein of 282 amino acids. Gene Ontology annotation, biological process: glyoxylate catabolic process.